AUGUCAUCCCAAGACUACCCACCAGUACAGUACUACGACAUCCCCAACUUUACUUUCCACAAUGGUGAUACACUCCCCUCAGUCCGUCUCGCCUACCAGAUCCUCAACCCGCGCCAAACAAAAGUCGCAGUCGUACACACCUGUUUCCGUGGCCGCAUCUCCACGACCCUAACGCAUGCCGACUGGGCGCUCAGAGACUACAAAGUAAUCGUCAUAGCGCUCUUCGGCAAUGGCGAGUCCUCUAGCCUUUCCAACACUCCAGACUUCCCGGCUACCAUCGACUACAUGGACUGCGUGAAGGCGCAGCACAAGCUCCUUACCGAGGAACUGCAGAUUGAUGAAGUUGAUGUCAUGCUCGGAUUCUCCAUGGGCGGGCAGAUCACGUACCACUGGAUUGCCACGCACAGGAGCUUUGUCAAGAAUGCAGUCAUUGUCUGUUCGUCUGCACGGACGAGCAAACAUAACUUCCAGUUCCUCGAGGGCCCCAAGGCGGGGCUUCAGAACGCCAAAGAUGCCGAGUCGGGAAUCAGGGCGUUUGGAAAGGGGUAUUCUGCCUGGCUGACGAGCGCGGACUGGUUCGAUCAGGAGCUGUACAAAGAGAUGGGGUUUGAUGACCUAAGUGCGUGGGACGAGAACGCCACGUUCAAGGGAUACGAGGGCUGGACUGGAGAGGAUCUACUGGCCAUGUUGGGUAUGUGGCAGCGUGGCGACAUCACGCGGUGUGUGCAAGGUGCGGACGGAGACCUGUCAAAGGGCCUGAAGCACAUCGACGCACGAGUGUUGCUGAUGCCGUGCGAGACCGACCAGUACUUCAGACCAUCAGCUAGUGAGAGAGAGGUGCAGAACCUAAAAGGUGGGAGAGUUGAGGUUGUACCUAGUAUCUGGGGUCACAUUGCUGGUGGUGGAGCGAACGAGAAAGACGUCAGAUGGAUGGAAGGAAAGAUCGCAGAUUUCCUCCAGGGAGGCUAUCAAGGUUGA
This is a messenger RNA of Ascochyta rabiei, 978 nucleotides long. Its product is annotated as Homoserine O-acetyltransferase. The record is from RefSeq and is a predicted model, not a curated record. Bases 1 to 978 code for a protein of 325 amino acids. The transcript has a single exon. Gene Ontology annotation, biological process: biosynthetic process. Gene Ontology annotation, molecular function: acyltransferase activity, transferring groups other than amino-acyl groups. NCBI's taxonomy places the organism in Eukaryota, Fungi, Ascomycota, Dothideomycetes, Pleosporales, Didymellaceae.